AACUUUGAGAACCACUGGAAACAUCUGUCUCUAGCUUUGAAAUUUUCGCCGAAUGUUCGGUGCAUCAGUCUCGUAUGCAAUAAUAAGUGAAAUAAAGAAAUAACAAGUGAAAUAACGUAUUUAUUGCAUAUAUUUGUGGUGUAUGUCAACGUAGAGCAAUUAAGCUUCUUAGAUUUGUAUCAUCUUUCUGUCUAAACUCGUACUUCUCGAAUUGGCAGGAUGGAAUCGGAUAAUGUUGAUAUUUCAUCUAAGGAUAAAGGUAGAAGACCUUUGCACACCUUGCAGCCAGCUGCUAACGACAAUGAAGCUUUAGUUGGUGCUGAUAGGAUAAUAAAAUCUAAAUCUACUCAUCAAUUAAAAGAAGCAAAAACAAAAUUCAAUACAAAUAAUACAGCAAACAAAGGUAAACCUAAAGGCAGAAAGAAAGUAAAGGAAGACAAAGCAGUCCAGACUGCACGAGAGGAGAAAGUCAAAAUUGAAGUAAACGAUUUAAUAUCCACAGAUAAUCCCAGUGAAAACUAUUGGCAAGUCUUGGCUGAAAGGCGACGGAUAGCAUUAGAAAAUACUUUAACAGAAAAUAAAAGACUCGAACAAUACGUUGAAUCUUUGGAAGAGAAGCUUCAUGUGUACAAAGAGAUGUUGGAGGAGACAAAAGUGGUUGUUGAAGUGCUGCAGGAAAUGAUUGAAGAUAAUGAAAAUGUAAAUAAUUUAUCAGAUGAUACUGUUCUUUGACUCAGUUUUCUCUGAUUCAUCAACAACUAUAAAAGAUGUAAUAAUCUAUUUUAAUAAUUUAUUUUAAUGAAUAUUAAUCACACUUAUGAUAUUAUUACACAGUGUUUCACUAUGUAUGUAAACUGAUGUUUGUCAGACAAAAAUUGUAUAAUUUGUUUAUUUCAUAAUAGUGUACUAACUUUUUUAUUAAGUAUUAUUAUAAUAAGAUAUUUCAGACGUAACUUUGAAUCAUGACCAAACUAUUAAGGCCCUUGCACAAUAGGCAAUGGCGAUAGCGAUAGCACAGCAAUAGAAAUAGAAAAUUUCAACACUAGAAAAUGCAUAUGCUAGUAUGCUACUGCAAAGUGGAAAACGGAACAGGCGACUAGCGACAAAAUUUUCGAAUUUUGCCUAUCGCUAUAUUCGCUAUCGCCUAUUGCACAAGAGCCUUUAGACACAGUACUGAACCAUGACAUACAAAUAUCUCUAGAUGCGACGCAAUCGUAAAUAAAACUGAUUCCAAUAUCGUAAA
Molecule: messenger RNA, 1243 nt
Organism: Ooceraea biroi (clonal raider ant)
Lineage: Eukaryota; Metazoa; Arthropoda; Insecta; Hymenoptera; Formicidae
Product: geminin
Biological process (GO): regulation of DNA replication
Source: RefSeq, a predicted model, not a curated record